CCAAUGGUUUAGAAAAGCCGCACACGUGGGCUACAUCAAAGCGAGUAUCACGCAGCCAGCAGUUUGUCGAAAAUACCAACAGUUUAGACAGAAUCCAUCUAAACACCAACAGUUUCAUCAUGGUCAGAAACAAACUCCUCACCCUGGUAUUUAUCCAGGAGCCUGAACGGCUCCUGCUGGGAUUGAAGAAGAGAGGAUUUGGGGCUGGUAAAUGGAACGGCUUUGGUGGCAAAGUGCAGGCAGGCGAAACAAUAGAAGAUGGAGCCAAAAGGGAGCUGUUGGAAGAGAGUGGAUUAAGGGCUGAAGCUUUGGAGAAGCUGGGACUUCUGAUGUUUGAGUUUGUGGGUGAACCACAGCUGUUAGAAGUUCAUGUCUUCUCUGUCAAGCAGUUCUCUGGAACACCUGUAGAAACUGAAGAGAUGAGGCCGCAGUGGUACUGUACAGAUAACAUACCAUAUGACAAGAUGUGGUUGGAUGACAAAAUGUGGAUUCCCCUUUUGUUGAGAGGAGCAAAAUUUUCAGGCUACUUCAAAUUUGAAGGACAUGAUAAAAUACUUUAUCAUACCCUGACAGAAGUGGAUGAUGUGUCAUGUUUAGAAGCACAGACAAAGGUGUGACCAGUUGUUCAAGCUAUGCCUAUUCAGGGUUUUAACUGAUGAUGAAGAAAUUGGUAACUGACUAGGUGCAGAUGUAUUGAUUGUUACUGGGUGUUUAACUUUCUAUGUCAGUACCAGGGAAUUAGCCAGUUAGCUCCAUCAGCAAACAACAGGAACUUUGGUAUUAAUUACCAACUUUUACAACAUGGCUCUUUUGUUAAGUAGACCAAUAUGAUAUAAAUUAAUUUGUGAACCAUUUAUCGAGAUUGAUUGUAUUGUUUUGGGGGUGACUUCAUGGGAACAUGCCGUGGCUAUUGGCACCGAGGAUGGUCUGUGACAUGUAGGACAUUCUCUGAGAUACAACUUUUGUUUUGUAUCGGAACCCGUACAAAUACAGAGGUAUAGCCUUUGUCAAGAUGAGCUUAGUUUUUAGGAUCUGAUAUUGUAGUUGUCCUUUGUUAGCCCAUUUACUGUUUAGGACAUAUCUGUUAUCACUAAAAUGCUUGAGACAGGAGAUGUUAAAAUUGAAAACAAUAACUCUGGAUACUAUUAAAUGAAAUAGAAUGUAUUCAGUCAUGUUUCCAGUUAGAUACCAUUUUAUGUAGUGGUUGUAUACUCGUCAUUGUGAAGUGCCUAGUACCUAUAAACAUUAUGUAUAGCAUCAGCACAUUGGAGUCUUAGCUGCCAAGUUUUAUGUUUUACUGGUACAUAUUUGAAGGCAUAUGUUUUACAAGUCUUGCUUUUUUGUCAUUUUUACGGACACUUUACUUUCACCUGAUACAAAUUGAAUGUAUCAGAUGUAUUGAUCAGAUAACAGUUUCAGUUGGGUUUAUGGAUGUUGAUUUUUGUGGACGCAGAUGAACAGUAUACAUAUCUUGAUUUCUCUUAUUCAUUUGUAUAGAUGUGUGUUUGCUUCUGUACUGGUUCAGUUUGCUGGUGUAUUACGCUUUAGGUAGAAAUUUCUCUGAGAACUUAAAUUUAACUAGGUGGCCGAGGUGGUUAGCACACCAGCACGGCACAGUGACCAAGUAACCUCUCACCAAUGUGGUCACUGUGAGUUCGAGUCCAGCUCUUGCUGACUUCCUGUGCGGACAUAUGUGGGAAGGUUUGUCAGCAGCCUGCUGAUGGUCCUGGGUUUCACCUGGGUUCUGCCUGGUUUCUACCUGGUUUCCUUUCACCAUAAUGCUGGUCACCGUCAUAUAACUGAAAAAUUCUUGAGUACUGCCUAAAACACCAAUGAAAUCAGUGGAAUAAAUGUAACUAAUUCAGUGAUACUUAAAGAAACCGCAAAAAGACUAGACCAACGCCCAAGAAGACAGACCUCAUUGGUUGGUAGAUCUCAUUGGGGUUGCCAUUCACCAUUUCAUUGGUUAAUGGUUUGUGGUCUGGGAGAGACGUCUCAAAUAAAUGAACAUUUAACGGUUAUCUUCAGACUUUUAGAGUCUGAAAAGUCUGAUUUUGAUAUAUUUGUUUGAAAACUCUGUGUUAGUGUAAAGUCAGAAAAUAUUUGUGGUAUCAAAUUGCCAGAGUUGGAAUACAUACCAAAAAAACCUCUAGUAGUAGAGUAUAAUCCAGGGUACUUUUUGUGUUGUAUGUUUUAUGGGAAUUUGGGCAAGACUUCUGUGAGAUGUGUGGCAAACCAGGAACUUAAGUUCCAGCUGGAAACGUUACCUGGUACAUUAUUUACAAUGAAAAGGCGCGAGACUCUUUAAAGUAAAAGAAAGCUAAAAUGUGAAGCCAGGUUCAUCAUACAGACAACUGAAAACUACUUCCAUUGAUUUUUUCAGAUUUUUUUAAGAGUUCUGAAAGGUAUUCAAAUAUUUGAAAGAUAUGAUGGGCUUUAUAAGCUUUAUUGACGGUAUCUAGGAACUCCGACGUCACAUCACUUUUUUUUCCCUAAUGUUCACCAGAAGGAAUGGAUUUUUGGUAACAUUGUUCAGUGAUCUUUCACUCAUUGGUAAAAAGUUAUUCUAACAUUCAGUGUUGGGAUAAGAGUUGGAUGAACUUGCUGUGACAUCAGAGUUCCUAACCUUUGAUAGCAUGGCCUGUAAAGCCGACCUUAGA
This is a messenger RNA of Liolophura sinensis, 2660 nucleotides long. RefSeq names its product oxidized purine nucleoside triphosphate hydrolase-like. Lineage: Eukaryota; Metazoa; Mollusca; Polyplacophora; Chitonida; Chitonidae. The transcript is spliced from 5 exons. The record is from RefSeq and is a predicted model, not a curated record. Gene Ontology annotation, cellular component: cytoplasm. Gene Ontology annotation, molecular function: 8-oxo-7,8-dihydroguanosine triphosphate pyrophosphatase activity. Bases 120 to 617 code for a protein of 165 amino acids. Gene Ontology annotation, biological process: DNA protection.